Molecule: messenger RNA, 2566 nt
Organism: Aphanomyces astaci
Lineage: Eukaryota; Oomycota; Saprolegniomycetes; Saprolegniales; Verrucalvaceae
Exons: 9
Coding region: 25-2451 (808 amino acids)
Biological process (GO): microtubule-based movement; mitotic spindle organization
Molecular function (GO): microtubule motor activity; microtubule binding; ATP binding
Source: RefSeq, a predicted model, not a curated record
CUUUGAUUCCAACGAAACGGCGUGAUGGGCGACAAGACGGCGGCGGUGUCGAGCGAUGCGACUCCCCCGCCAGAAUGCGUCCGUGUGGUGGUGCGCGUGCGUCCGUCCAACGAGCGCGAGCGCAAGUUGCAAGCAGCCGACGAGUCGGUGGUGGCCAUUCGUCCGGCGACGGAUCCAGUCGACUUGCCAACGAGGUUGGACGUGAAAUGCGGCCAACCCUCGGUGGUUGACUCGAGCUUCAACUACGACGCCAUUUUUGGGACGAAUGCCAGCCAACAUGACGUAUAUGGGUACAUGCAGUCGUCGGUGGAGCAAGUUGUCCAGGGAUUCAAUUGCACUAUCUUUGCGUACGGCCAAACAGGCACGGGAAAAACACACACGAUGAUGGGCCCCGACUCGUCCCUUCGACAGGGGGACAUGAGUCAGUGGGGCGUCAUUCCACGCGCAGUGGACGGACUCUUCCAGGAGCUCAAGGCGGUUGGCGGGUGUGGCGCAGGAGCGUUUGUGCACUGUUCCUACAUGCAAAUCUACAACAACCAAGUGUUCGACUUGCUGCAGUCGUCGUCGAUGAAAGACCAGCCGCCGCUGCAAGUUCGCGAAAUGAUCAAAGGCCACGCCAAACACAUUUACGUGAGCGGGAUCUCUGAAUUUCGAGUGGGCAACGCCCAAGAAGUGCUGGACUUGCUCCAAGUCGGCAGCAAGAACCGAACGAUUCGAGCUACAGAAUGCAAUGAGAAAAGUAGUCGUAGCCAUGCGCUGCUGCAAUUGUCCAUGGAAGUCGAAUCACGAGGCAACGAGCGCACGACGAUCAUUCGUCGCGCAAAGCUCAACUUGGUGGACCUUGCCGGUUCUGAAAAGUGGGACACGGACGUUGCAAUGACACAAGACCGGACGCGCGAGCUGCGCAACAUCAACGCAAGUCUGUCGGCCCUCGGCAACGUGAUUGCCGCCCUCACAGACAAAAAACGGUCGCAUAUUCCGUAUCGCGACUCGAAACUCACGCGGCUGCUGCAAGAUUCACUAGGGGGCAACACCCGGACGAUUGUAAUCGCGACCAUCUCUCCUUCGGCGGCGGCGGUAGAGGAGACCCUGUCGACUUUGCAGUUUGCCGAACGAGCCAAACAAAUCGCACUCAACGUUCAAGUGAACGAAGUCGUGGACGAUGCCAUAUUACUCGCGCGCGCCCAGCGCGAGAUCCAAAAACUCAAGCUGCAGCUCAAUACUGAACAGCCCAAUGUGUCUGCGAUGGCCCAGCGAAUUCUAUCCCUGGAAGCGCAGCUGGAGCUCUUGCGGGCCGAAAACCAACAGAUCAAGGCGCAACUGGCGGCAAGAACUUCGUCAACGGAUUUUCACCCACGGACAGCACCUGCCACCAACAGCACCGCCCACGACCAAAUGGCGACUUUCUCAGACAGCAGCAUGACCACGUCGCUACCGCCGCCGCGAAGACUACCACUGUCAGCACAAGGUAGAAAUCAAACGGCAAGUCGACCGUCUGGUAAACGUAGUGUCACGGCGCCACGUACCCCGCCGUCCGUCGGUGGCACGAAUCAAGACGAGGGUGAAGUUGUCGUCCCUGACUGGGAACAACAGACCCAGCCGUACUUGGCGCAACUGGAGGACAUUCAGAACGAACGACGUGAGCUAGAAACACAGCUCGAAAAGCUAAAGUUCACGCACGUCCCCGAAGAAGACGACGUGUGCCCCAUGUGCCACCUCGUCAUUGACCACCAUACCGACGCAGAAUUGGACCAGUGCAUCGACCUCGAACGGCGCAUGUCCACCCAACCAACCAGCAAUCCUCACGUGGCCAGAGUCCAAACUAUUUCCGACGGCCACGACGCAACUGCAGCCGACGCCACGAUAUUGCGAUUCGCCGCCCCUCCCCCAGUGUUGAACCAGCCGUCGCUACCGUCUAUUGCAUCAAGACCUGGCAAGUCCUCGUUCGGUGUGGAGCCUCCUACCCCGUAUGAACACCGAGAAGGCAGUUUGAGUUCCCGUGGCUCGAAUAAAGCCCAGACGUUGGUUCCAGUGCCAACCAAACCAAAACCAAAGCGCAAUUCACUACCAUCGAAACUCGUCAAGGCGAAGGUCAACUUAGCCAAGUCGCCAUACAUUGUCAAAGCGGACAAGCCCGACGAAAACCGAAAGGAACCCACGGUGGCUGGGGUUGGCGUGGGCUUGCAAAACGGCGUUCGCGAUAUCGGGCUCAACAUCAGUGUCUACACGUACAGGUAUGACUGCUGGUAUCCGUGCACGAUUGUCGGGUACGACACGAAACGCAAAAUGCACUGCUGUUUGUACGAGUACGGCGACAAGCAGUGGACUGUGUUGCGAGACAAAAAGUUUAAAGUCCUGGGCCGAGACAACGAGACGUCACCCCCUCGACACCCCCCAUCCCCCAGGGGUAAAGUCCCCAGCUCCCCCCACAGCAAAAAUCAGCACAGUUGAUACUUGUGCACUUGACAACGUCGCCACACAUGAGAUGUUUUUUCUACAGUUUGCAGUACACACACUGAAUUCAAGGUGGUAACCCUAACACGACAGGAACAUGUUUGCCUUGGAA